GCCAUUGUACUUGCGCUCACAUUUCCCUGUUUUCUGAAACUAACAAUCAGGCUGUUUGGCCGUAGGAUAAUUAUACCAUAGCCUAGAGCUGAUACAUGGGCUAAUCUGGUAGGCAAUUUAUUCUGGGUUUCCUACCGUAAUAUAACAGCAACUGAUGUGUCAAACAAACGCGAUAAACAAAACAAAAAGCAUUUCAGCCUCAUGUAGCCUAGUCAGCUCUUAAAGGAACUAAAUAACACUGUUGAGUGUUACUUUAAAGGACUACGCAAAAAGUGGUUUCCCUUGAUAGCGCCGUGCUGAAACCGGCAUGUACAGUGACUGCUGCAUGGCAUUUCAACGCACCAAUCAGUUACAGAGCUGAUUGAGUCCACUUCCUACACUGGAAUAGCUGAGAGGAAACGGACGGACGGCGAUCUUCUUCGUUUAUCUGAUCAUCGGCCGAGUCUGCACGGUCAGAUCGUCUGUGUGAGACCUCCGGGAUACAGCGGGACAAGGAUUUCUCUUUCGACCCGGUCACAGUGUCUACUGCAAGGAGAUGGCCGGUAUUUUGGCGUGGUUUUGGAACGAGAGGUUCUGGCUUCCCCAUAAUGUAACCUGGGCUGACUUAAAAAACACAGACGAGGCAACGUUUCCGCAAGCCGAGGAUCUCUAUCUGGCUUGUCCUUUAGCAUUCUGCAUCUUUAUGAUACGACUGGUUUUUGAAAGGUUUGUUGCAAGACCAUGUGCGAUGGGCCUGAAGAUCCAAGCGAAUGGACCACAAAAAGCACAACCUAACGCUAUCCUCGAGAAGGUUUUCACUGCGAUAACCAAGCACCCAGACGAGAAGAGGCUGGAGGGCCUGUCCAAGCAGCUCGACUGGGAUGUGCGGACCAUCCAGCGCUGGUUCAGACAAAGACGCAACCAGGAGAAACCCAGCACUCUUGCUCGAUUCUGUGAAAGCAUGUGGAGAUUCACAUUCUAUCUAUACAUAUUUACCUAUGGAGUGCGUUUCCUUAAAAAGACUCCAUGGUUAUGGAACACUAAGGAGUGCUGGUACAACUACCCUUACCAGCCAUUGACUGUGGAUAUCCAUUAUUAUUAUGUUCUGGAGCUGUCUUUCUACCUGUCCUUACUCUUUUCCCAAUUCAUAGACAUCAGGAGGAAGGAUUUUCUGAUCAUGUUCCUGCACCACGUGGCAACAAUCUCCCUCAUCACCUUUUCCUAUGUGAACAACAUGGCACGAGUGGGAACUCUAGUUAUGUGUCUCCAUGAUGCAGCUGAUGUGCUGAUAGAGGCUGCCAAGAUGGCAAACUAUGCCAAAUGCCACAUACUGUGCAACCUCCUGUUUGCAGUGUUUGCAAUUCUCUUCAUAAGUUCCAGGCUGGGAGUGUACCCUGUCUGGAUUUUAAAUACCACCUUGUUUGAGAGUUGGGAGAUUGUGGGGCCCUACCCAUCUUGGUGGGUCUUCAACCUGCUUCUGAUACUGCUGCAGAUCCUUCACUCCUUCUGGUCCUACCUCAUAGUAAAGACAGCGUGUCGAGCCAUCUCUAAAGGAAAGGUGGGAAAAUGGAAUCCCUUACAUGUGUCUAAAGAUGACCGCAGUGACAUCGAAUCCAGCUCUGAUGAGGACGACAGCCCCCCUCCAAAUCAGAAGCACCACAGCAGCGCCACCAACGGGACCAAUAAAACUCACGGGACCAAUGGCUACCUGACAGGAGCCCUGUAUCCCGAUGAACACUGACUAAGCUGAUAUCACUGGAGCCAUGCUAUGGGCGCCAUCCAUCAGUCUGUGUGUGUGAGUGUGUGGUGGAGACAUGAACAACAUCGCCUGUCUGAUGCUGGAAGUUCUUAAAAACUUUCAUGUGAAUGCAGUUUUGUCAUCAGUUUGAUUCUUUACUAAUUUCCUUGGGCAAUUUAUUCUCUUCAUCUAUACAGUAUAUUUGCAUCAAACUGCACUCAGUGAGCUGCCAAAGCACUCCUACUGGUACAACCCAGUCUUUGGUCAGUCAGUGAAUGACAGCAUUCCACUUUCUUGUGUAAGCAUGCUAUUUUAACAUACAGCAGUCUGGCAUAUUGGGGGGAGGUCCUUAUACGUGUGUCUUUCUAUGUUAUUUAUUUUAUAUAAGUUUGCAGAUGGUAGUCAGACAUAUGUUCUACUCGGAUGUCAGCGUUAAAGAUCAAAUUUUCUUGAACAGCACAGCUGUUUUUUCAUACCACACAUCAUGAUAACAAGUAUUAGCUAAAUGCUAAUGACCCGGGUUUACUUUUAAUGCUACACCCCCAAAGAUCUGCCAAAAUGAUGAUUGAGUCUGUCUUCACUCACAAAUGGAUUUUGAAGUCUGAAGUUUACUCCCAUUUUAAAAAUACAAACUUUCUGCAAUCAAACUGCAUAUGAGAUGUCAGCAACAGUAUUAUGUGUGACCAUCAGGUAUGACUAGAUGCUGUAUUCCCCAUCGAAGCAUUCUGUUAAGUAUUCUGGUACAUUUCUGGUAAGCAUUUAAUUAAAGGCCAUUGCUUUCUUACAAGGCAGACAUGAGUUGUUUAAAUUAUUCAUUAAAAAAACAUGAAG
Molecule: messenger RNA, 2548 nt
Organism: Monopterus albus (swamp eel)
Lineage: Eukaryota; Metazoa; Chordata; Actinopteri; Synbranchiformes; Synbranchidae
Gene: cers6
Product: ceramide synthase 6
Exons: 11
Coding region: 536-1720 (394 amino acids)
Biological process (GO): ceramide biosynthetic process
Cellular component (GO): membrane
Molecular function (GO): DNA binding; sphingosine N-acyltransferase activity
Source: RefSeq, a predicted model, not a curated record